GGGCACUAACAUUUAAUGGCUGACGCAGAAAGCAAUGGAGACCGCCUGUCUAGAAAAUUACAUGUCUCUGAGCCCUUGGCUUUAACACAUGCACCUUCACAUUUCUCUGACUUUCUCUCAAAUUGACCUACUUUUAUUCAAACAUGUUACGGACAUUGUGUCGGGCCGGCGGGGCUGUUUUUAAGAACUCUCAGCAGACUGUGCCCAGGCUGUGGGUGACUCCAGCGCAACAACGAUGGGCCUCCCGCCUACCCAUGAACACUGUAGUCCUGUUUGUGCCCCAGCAGGAGGCCUGGGUGGUCGAGAGGAUGGGUCGCUUUCACCGGAUCUUAGAGCCAGGACUCAACGUCCUCAUUCCCCUGCUUGACCAAAUUCGUUAUGUGCAAAGCCUUAAAGAGAUUGUUAUUGAUGUUCCUGAACAGUCAGCUGUUUCUCUAGAUAACGUGACCCUGCAAAUCGACGGAGUGCUUUUUUUGAGAAUCUUAGAUCCUUUUAAGGCUAGUUAUGGUGUAGAGGACCCAGAAUAUGCUGUGACUCAGCUUGCACAAACCACCAUGCGUUCAGAACUGGGCAAACUCACGCUGGAUAAAGUAUUCAGGGAAAGGGAGUCUCUUAAUUCCAACAUCGUCCACUCCAUCAACCAGGCGUCAGACGAGUGGGGAAUCCGCUGCCUGCGUUAUGAAAUCAAAGACAUACAGGUUCCACCUCGUGUUAAAGAGUCAAUGCAGAUGCAGGUGGAGGCUGAGCGCAGGAAGAGGGCCACAGUGCUGGAGUCUGAGGGGACACGGGAAGCAGGCAUCAACAUCGCAGAGGGUCACAAGCAAGCCCAAAUCCUCGCUUCAGAGGGAGAGAAGGCUGAGCUGAUCAACAAAGCAACCGGUGAGGCCCAAGCUGUGUUAGCCAAAGCUGAAGCCAAAUCCAAGGCUAUUCGUCUGCUGUCAGAUGCCCUGGCUGAACAGAACGGGAAUGCUGCGGCCUCGCUGAGUGUUGCUGAACAGUACGUCUCUGCUUUCUCCAACCUCGCCAAAGAGUCCAACACUGUGCUUCUGCCCUCCAACACUGGUGACAUUAGUGGAAUGGUCACACAGGCCAUGACCAUUUACAGCACGCUGGCCAAACAGAGGCCAAAGGUUGAGAGAAUGAAGACCAAGACUGAUGAACCAAGUGAAGAGCCUCCAGUCCAGUCAACAGCAGCUCAAUAGCCGUGGAUGCCAUGACUGCUCUAAACUGUGGCUGACA
Etheostoma spectabile (orangethroat darter) is the source of this 1239-nucleotide messenger RNA. RefSeq names its product stomatin-like protein 2, mitochondrial. Gene Ontology annotation, cellular component: membrane; mitochondrion. The record is from RefSeq and is a predicted model, not a curated record. Gene Ontology annotation, biological process: mitochondrion organization. Bases 144 to 1202 code for a protein of 352 amino acids. The transcript is spliced from 10 exons. NCBI's taxonomy places the organism in Eukaryota, Metazoa, Chordata, Actinopteri, Perciformes, Percidae.